AUGAACAUUUUCGUGGCAUUCUUUCUACUCCUUCUUCUACUGGCGGAUUCCACACCUCAAGCUUCAACUAGUGUGCCAUAUAUCGGUUAUUAUUACUGUUUGAACAUGAUCCUCAUCACAUUGUCCUCAUUCUUAUCGGUGAUUGUGAUCAAUCUGUAUUUUCGGGGAGAUCGCCGAAAUCGUGUUCCCUAUUGUAUUCGAACGGUUUGUCAAGCUCUGACAGGAAGUUGCCUGACAGAACCGGGCGAGAAACCGGUCGCCCCAAGCAACCACCAGACAGAUAUGCAGGUCAACAGCAACAACACACUUGGGGCUAUCAAUACCAAAGCAAAAAGUCCUCGGGAUCAGACGGCAGAUAGUAAGAGACCUAUGAACAAUGCUGUGAGCACAAACCCAAACACACCUCUGCUACAAGAAGACUCUGUUGUACGGAGAACACGUAAGGGCAAAACACGUUUUGCCACACCGACAGCCGAGGUCACGGGAACAGCGGUUGGGUCAGUCCCGACCACGNUAUCUGAAGCUCGGGCACUGCUGGACGAUCACGACGAGGAGAGUGAACAAGAAGUGGUCUCGACUAAAAGCACUAACAGUCGACCACAGAGUGGUUUGGAUAAAAAGGCGAAAUUACGAAGUCGUUCAUUGACUCCAGCCAAACAUGAAGGGGAUGAAGGCACGACCACCACGACCAUGAAGACAGUGGCUGGGACUAAUCAAUGUCAAAUGCACACGACCAAUUCUGUGGUCAGGCCAUUGACUGACGUGCAAUCGUUUCAGAUUGCAUGUGAUCUAUGCCACCGUAGUGUAGCUUCAGCUGAUUUCUAUCCGUGUGGUUUGACACACACGAAUCUGACCCUUCCUUCUAGACAUCAACGUCAUCCACAAAGCUGCCGUGCAUGUAUACAACACUUGAAUGCUCUACGGGCACAUGGAACGCUGGAAAUCGAUACCAGCAGUCAACGCCAUGAAGCUAGUUUAGAUCGUGGACGUGCUUCAUCGCUUCGUUUCAUUCGAAACCCAUCAAUGGUAGACUAUUCGGUUGUGCCACAGACUGCCUGUCUGAUAUGUAAUCAUCAUCCACCUCCCACGCAUCGAUCAGAAAGCACUCACUAUCCUCAACAUCAGUUGAUGGAGACAUUUGAUUCAGCUGAGCAAGGAAACUGGUGCCAACCCGAGGGUCCACAAUUCCGUUACGGAUAUCGUAAGGGUCGUUUGGCUCUGAUUGCCAACGAGUUGCACGAUCCGACCAACAAUCCGGAAAAUCGGGCCGAAUUUUGUGUGCCUGACACACGAUCCAGUGCACCGCCCGGUACAAAUGGGAUCACACGUGGACGAGCAAAGGAAAAACGGGAAUUGGUUCAAAUCACUAAGACCGUAGAAGAGGAGAUUCGCGCGAUACAUCAGUCUAUUCGGACAUUUUUAGAUCGGAUAGCGAAAAAAGACGCUGAGAAUGUGAUCGUACGCGAAUGGCGUAUGGUUGCUAUGGUGAUGGAUCGCAUCUUUUUUGUCUGUUACUUAAUCAUUCAUCUUUGUGCUGCAUUCGGCCUCCUAGUUCCCAGCUCGCACGAGGCCGAUGUGGUUGGAUUUCUUCGUGAGUAUCGUCUGAAAAAUUACAACGCAACCUAUAUGGAUGGAGAGGCAAUGGGUUUAGGUGAUCCCCGGCCCCAAAGUGGUCAUUCCGGUUCAGACAGUCCACGAAUGGAUAAACCCGGCUCGGCACCAGAUCGCCAGAUCACAAGUAGUGUAGACUCCUCGUCGGAAAAUCGAGUACCCGUAGAUCGCCCGCUAUCCAAACCGCAAUAUUCAGGCAAACUAGAAGAAUCUGAUCCCUCAGGUCUAUUAGCUCUAUCCCCAUUGUCACCCUAUCAACGCCUGGUAGAUGAACAUUCCCAAAGCCCAUCCGGGUUAAGUGUUCGAACCCCUUCAACUGUGUCUUCAUCCAGUCGAGGUCCUCCAGCGACCAGUUCAAAAUCUGUUGUCCUAGGUCUGGUUUAA
This is a messenger RNA of Echinostoma caproni, 1995 nucleotides long. NCBI's taxonomy places the organism in Eukaryota, Metazoa, Platyhelminthes, Trematoda, Plagiorchiida, Echinostomatidae. The record is from the annotation of a GenBank genome assembly.